UGACAUGUGCGAAGCACCACCCGAAAAAGGGUAAUAUCGCACCCAAAACCUGUUUUUGAAGGCCCCCCUCCCUCGUGGCACUGGGUCGAACGUUUGUGGCGUGCAAAGAAAGGAAAGUUCCCACCUUUGAAGGAAAUAUAUUCCUCUCCAGUUCCAACACCACCCCCCAUCCAAACCACUUUCACCCUAACCACUGGGUAGCCAGAUUGAAGAUACACCGACCGUCUACUUGCCUUGUGAUCGAGAAGUCUUUAACUCUCCAAAAACCAUCCUCCUCCACCUCCCGAACUUGCCAGAGUCACGCCAAAAUGUCGGACGAUGCUGGGUUCUUCAAAAAGACGUCCGAGGCCGUCGCCAACGCCGGCGCCUCUAUCGCAGGCGCUGUUUCCGGGUCCCUGUCACUAGGCGCCUCGGCCAGCCACAAGAAGACAACCACGACGAAAACAAAGACUACCCUCCCCGCAGAACAACAACAGUACUACAUUGCAAACGGAGGGGCGGGACAGCCUCCCCAAGGACGCAUUACCAGUGGAGGAGUGGGCGAGCAGAAGAGGAUUACCUCAAAGGAGGCUGAUGCCUUGUAUCAGGAGCGUAUGGAGGACGAGUACGCGAAGAGGGAGGGCGGUGCUUGAAUACGGCGGGAACAACAGGUUCCUGGUGUCAGCUAGAACUGAGCCAGGGCAGAGCGCCGGACGGUUGUCAGGCGUCUCGAGCGAUUAUAGAUUAGGGCGUAGGGUUCCUCAACUCAGGAUUAUUCUGCUCGCCUUUUCGUGAGUGCAAAAGAUAUUUCUUCCAACCUGCUGAGCUCUUGGGUAGCAUUUCUGUACACUGUGUAGGGAUCCCAAUGCCGGGUUGAACACAUGAAAGGGAAGAUCGCAUCGAUAUCCCAC
This is a messenger RNA of Cladophialophora immunda, 890 nucleotides long. RefSeq lists its product as uncharacterized. Lineage: Eukaryota; Fungi; Ascomycota; Eurotiomycetes; Chaetothyriales; Herpotrichiellaceae. The record is from RefSeq and is a predicted model, not a curated record. The transcript has a single exon. The coding region runs from base 309 to 632 and encodes 107 amino acids.